AUGCCACCAGAGCCAGAGGAAGGAUCUGAUGAAAGGACUGCAGAGAUAGGACAGAACAGAAGACCUGCUAUGGCCACUACUGAUGGUGUAGGCAGUCUAGGUGAGAACCACUUGAGUGUCCCAGUCAGUGAUCAUGGAGCCUGGGCCACGGCCAUGAACAAUCUGGGCAUCAUGCCCAUGGGCAUCAGCGGGCAGCACUUGGUUUCAGAAUCUCUGGUUCUUCAGAGGUUUGAUGCAGGGAUGGGCCUCAUUGCACCCAUAAACCCCAUGAUGGCAGGCAUCAGCCUUGUCCCUCCCCCAUCUGUACCCCCAGACAUGCCUGUCAUAAAGGAGAUUAUCCACUGCAAGAGCUGCACCCUCUUUCCUCAGAACCCAAACUUGCCCCCCCCAUCCACACGAGAGCGCCCCCCUGGCUGUAAGACGGUGUUUGUUGGAGGCUUGCCGGAGAACGCCACAGAAGAUAACGUCAGGGAAGUGUUUGACCAGUGUGGGGAGAUCAUUGCCAUCCGCAAGAGCAAGAAGAACUUCUGCCACAUCCGCUACAGUGAAGAGUUCAUGGUGGACAAGGCUAUUUAUCUGUCAGGGUAUCGAAUGCGGAUUGGAUCCAGCACUGAUAAAAAGGACUCGGGGAGGAUCCAUGUUGACUUUGCCCAGGCAAGAGAUGACUUCUAUGAAUGGGAGUGUAAACAACGCUUACUGGCCAGAGAAGAAAGACAUCGCCGCAAGGUCCAUGAAGAUCGCCUGAGGCCGCUGUCCCCUCCCCCUGUCAUACACUUUUCUGAACACGAGGUGGUGAUGUUAGCAGAGAGACUAAAAGAUGACCACAAGUUCAGUGAGGCCACAGCAGUGCUGUUCACCUGGAUCGACCGAGGUGAAGUCAACCGCCGGACCGCCAAUCACUUCUACUCCAUGAUCCAGUCAGCCAACAGCCACGUUCGCCGGCUGAUGAGUGAGAAAGCCCAGCAUGAGGAGGAGCUGGAGGGUGCCAAAGAGAUCUUCAAGAAUGCCUUGGUGGCCAUAUUAACACAGUUCGAGCAGAUCAACGCCGUUUUCACCGCUGCCACCAGGCAAAAGGCAUGGGACCAUUUCUCAAAAGCACAACGCAAGAACAUAGACAUUUGGCGCAAGCAGUGUGAGGAGUUGAGAAACGCCCAUAGUGAAGAAAUCAUGGGCAUCCGACGAGAGGAGGAGAUGGAGAUGUCAGAUGACGAUUUGGAUGAAAAUCCCUGCAAGAAGAUGCGCACUGAGGAAAAUGGAAUGUACGAUCAAACUCAGGUGUCUCUGAAAGAGGAGAAUGACUCCCUGCGUUGGCAGCUCGACGCCUACAGGAACGAGGUGGAGCUUCUGAGAAAAGAGCAGAGCAAAGGCAGCCGUCCUGAUGAUGAUCACACAAAAACACUGACAAACUCCUACACACACUCACACAGUCCAGAGGCUCAGAUCCAGCUGCUGCAGAAGAACAUGCACAACAUGCAGCAGCAACUCCUGAGCCUGCAGGAGCAGCUGACGAGUAAGGAGGCUGAGUUGGAGCUGGCAAGAGAGGAGCAUCGCAAACUGCAGGGCGAGGUGCUCACCCUUCGAGACAAGCUGCUGAACAAUAAUGGGGAGGCGGUGGAGAGGACCAAUGGAGAGCUACAUGAAAGGGGGGUCAAUGGGUGUAUACCUUCACUGUACCACAGUAGAGAGAGGAGGAGUGAGGUCAUCAUGAGAGGAGGGGUCGCAUCAGAAAAAGAGGCGCUGCUCCUAGGUAUUAUAUCGACCUUCCUUCAUGUCCAUCCAUUUGGUGCCAACCUUGAGUAUCUAUGGUCAUACAUACAGAGACUCGACACAAAGGUAUCAGCAGGAGAGCUGGAGCGCCUGAUGGUCCGUCUACCCAGUAUGUUUAAGCAGGAGCUGAGUGGUGUCGGUGCAACUCUGGAGAAACGGUGGAAAUUCUGUGGUUUCGACAGCCUCAGUUCUGCGUGA
Molecule: messenger RNA, 1965 nt
Organism: Scomber scombrus (Atlantic mackerel)
Lineage: Eukaryota; Metazoa; Chordata; Actinopteri; Scombriformes; Scombridae
Gene: enox1
Product: ecto-NOX disulfide-thiol exchanger 1
Exons: 15
Coding region: 1-1965 (654 amino acids)
Biological process (GO): ultradian rhythm
Cellular component (GO): external side of plasma membrane; plasma membrane
Molecular function (GO): RNA binding; protein-disulfide reductase activity
Source: RefSeq, a predicted model, not a curated record